Mycetomoellerius zeteki is the source of this 2758-nucleotide messenger RNA. RefSeq lists its product as uncharacterized. The transcript has 3 exons. The coding region runs from base 232 to 2346 and encodes 704 amino acids. NCBI's taxonomy places the organism in Eukaryota, Metazoa, Arthropoda, Insecta, Hymenoptera, Formicidae. The record is from RefSeq and is a predicted model, not a curated record.
UUCGGAUCGGAUAUCGCGCCUGAAUUCACAACAGAAGCCGAUGAAUAUUCUCCAGAUGGAGUCGUACGGUGCACGAAUUGCGAUGGAGAGAAAGGGAGUUCGACGAGCACAAUCCGGAAACUCGCCGAGCCUAGCGGAAGCGUUACCGAUCUUCACGAUUCACGUCCCGUGGAUGCAUCGCUAUGUGAAAUAAAUACACGUCCUGGAAAGAGCGGAUGGUGGACGACGACGAUGGUGAAGAGAGACGGCGAUCGGUCAUAUAAAUCAGAUUCGCUGAAAGCCGCCGACACGUGGGAUACAGGCGCGUGGAGAGACAACUGUAUCGGACGGCGUUGCCCAGACUGCGUUGUCGCGAAAUCGUCGCGUUCAAACCAGCAUCCCGGGAAAAAAGGCGGAUCCGUCCGCGGAGUGGAUUCGAAGUGGAAACGGGGUUCCAUUGAAACUGACGUUCAACAAUUGGAUUACAAAUGGAAGAGAAGAAUCGCGACCGUAGAUGCUGGUACACGCGCGAGGGUGGAUUUCAAAGGAAAACGUGAUUCCAGGUCACAAACGAAGAGUGACAAUAUAAACGCAGACGGCAAACAUCACGAGACGCGCGAUUACUCUCUUUGGACGAGUUUACAGAUGGGCAAAAUUUGGUCGCAAGUGCACGACGCGUGCAAGAACGUCGUAAAGCUCGCUGCUACGAGCGUCGGCCGUGUUGUGAAGGAUGCACCUAAAUCGGAACGUUCACAGAAAAAUCCCGUCGAAGUGGCUGACGCGACGCUCGUCGAGAGCACGUCCUCGUGCGCCGGCAAAAUAUGCGGUGAAACGUGUCGUAAAAAUUUAAUGCGCUCCAAGAGCGAGGAAAAAACGGAGGCGCGUCAAGAACGUACAAUCGGGGACGUGGGAAAAUAUCACGGGGAUACAGAAGUACCGAUGCGGAAAAAUUCGCGGACCAUUGCACCUUCUCGCCGCGAUGUGCAGAAGCACACGAAUCAAAGCGCCAAAAAAGAGGAGGACGGAGAAUCUUGUGUGAAUUACAGCGAAUAUGAACAUGGCAGGUAUCGGGAUAUCGUAGAAUUUCAACCACGGAAUGAAACGUACAGCCAUGAUGAGGAUAUACAUUCUCAAUCCCGUUUGAAUGAGUCUUUCAUGUAUCAUGAAAAAUUUACGUACCCAGGACUUCGCAAUAGAGGUGGUAGCGAUGAUAACCGAAAUUUUGCAAGGGGCACCGUAGACGAUCGAUCUAUGCAACGUACUUCCGAAGAAAUAAAAUCUGUUAAAUGUUAUGAAAAUUCUCAAACAUGCAUAUGUAACAAUAGGAGGUCUCAAGAGACGCACGUUUAUUGUUACGAAGUAUCUGUAACUACUGAUAAUCAAGCGAUUCGCGCAGACAUGCCGGUUACCUCGCAAAAUAAUUCGCUGCAUCAUGAGUCUCAAUCGAUGAACGUAUCCUCUUCUAAAGAUAACAAACGAGUAGAAACAUCUGCGACGUCUGAACAAACACGAUCUUAUGAAGAAACAUGCGAGGGAACAUGCGAAGAAACGUGCGAGAGUAUUGAGGGCUCGAUCGCGGAAACCGAAAGGAGCUUCAUAUCGACGAUCGCAGUUGCAGCAGUAUCCUUGACGGAAGCGGAUCUCACGGUUCACUCAUUGCGGAACGACUUGGACGAACCGAUAGCGUCGACUUCCAAAUGGGAGACGUCACCUGUUUCACCGGCAAUAUCGCGAAGAAAACGUCCCGGUUUCAAAUCGCCGUUCUGUGCGACGGCGAUGAAAUUCUUGAGAAGGCGAUCGUCCGUCGAUAAUAAAACCAUCGUGCCUGUGCUUAAACGGAGUAGAAGGGGCAUCGGAAGAAAGGAGCUAUCAAGUACGGCCACUACUACUUACGAUAACAGAGUGAAGAUUAUGCAAAUAGAUCCGUCUACUAUGCAAACCGAUCGAGAAGGCAAUAAGAGGCGAGCCUACGUAAACGUUCAAGUGCAAACACCUGACGCGAUUGUUACGAGAAUUUUAUCGGAGUUCCUUCUCAGUGGCGAGAAGAAGAAGAAGGUGUUGAUGACCAUAAUGCUACAAUCGGAAUCGGACGAUAGAAAAGAAGCAGAAACGCAAACGUCAUCAAGUAACAUAACUUCCAGCGGGAUCCACAUGUUUAGUUAUCCGGACAAUCGUCCCCACGAUGCGAUUACAACCCCGUCGAAGACUGUACAAUGUUUCGUAUGCGAUAAGCAAGAGUGUUACGAAAUGAGACGGUCGGAUAACUCGAUUACUUUAGAAGAGGCGAUAAUCGCAGAAUAUCCGGAAACGUCCGAAUUGAACGAUUAUUUGGCGAAACGAAAAGGAGACGUAACAAUUCCUCCAUGAUUUACGCUCAGGAAAUUCUCUCGAUACAGCAAUUUAUAUAAAUAUAAAUGUAUCUGUCAUAAUGUAAAUAAUAAUUUUAUUAUUGCAGUAAUAUUGAAAUUUGCGUUUGUCAAAUUUUUGCGUAGAUUAAUCGAACCACUUCGAGAUAUCGAGAAAAAUUCAGAGUUUCGAUUAAUUUAAUUAAAUCUUAGUAACCUCACAUUUACACAUGUACUGAUUUAUGUGUCUAUUUUUGGCUAUUGCAUAUCAAAAAUGUACUCAACGUGUCCACAUCCUGCCGAAAUUUAUAUCCAAAUUGAAAUUUUAAUUAUGCAUAGCGCAAUGGAAACAAAUAAGUUAAUUAUGAAUCUCUUCUGAAAAUUAUAAAGUUUAAACGAAGUUGUGCAUUGCAAAAUAAUUUUCUUAUUCAACA